GGACAAAGGGGGAUGCUACAGCUCUGAGGCCAACUUUAAUGGCAGCUGUACCAGCAAUUCUUGACCGUGUUCGUGAUGGAGUGUUCAAGAAGGUAAAUGCAACAGGAGGAUUGCCAAAGAAGUUGUUUCAUUUAGCCUAUGCGCGGAGGUUGCAUGCAGUUAAUGGUAGUUGGUUUGGAGCUUGGGGCUUUGAAAAGGCUCUUUGGGAUUUUCUUGUGUUCAGAAAGGUUCGAGCAAUUCUCGGUGGUCGUAUCCGUUUUAUACUGUCCGGCAGUGCUCCCCUUUCUGGUGAUACCCCGAAGUUCAUCAAUAUUUGUCUUGGUGCUCCAAUCGGUCAAGGAUAUGGUCUCACAGAGACUUGUGCUGGUGGGACAUUCUCUGAUGUUGAUGAUACAUCUGUUGGCCGUGUUGGACCACCUCUUCCGUGCUCAUUUAUUAAGCUAAUAGACUGGCCUGAAGGUGGAUAUUUAACAAAUGACUCACCAAUGUCCCGUGGUGAAAUUGUAAUUGGUGGUCCAAAUGUCACUCGGGUAUUUCAAAAAUGAAGAAAAACAAAAGAAUCAUACAUGGUUGAUGAAAGGGGAAUGAGGUGGUUUUACACCGGUGACAUUGGGAGAGUGCAUCCAGAUGGAUGCCUUGAAAUCAUUGAUAGUAAAAAGGACAUUGUUAAACUGCAGCAUGGAGAAUAUGUCUCCUUGGGAAAGUUAUGGAUAUUACUUUUGUUUUUCUUUAGAAUUUAAAAGAAGAUAUGUGUUACUUAGAGGACUACUUAAACUUUUAUUUUUGGGCUCUUAAUAGAGUUAAAAUGUAAAGGAAAAUUCAAAUAUUGAUAGACUUGAAACAUAAUUAAAUUUUUAAAAAUUAAAUUAUUCAAUUAUGUAGAGUUUCAAGUCAAAAGAUAAGGUGUAUUUAAUG
Molecule: messenger RNA, 915 nt
Organism: Glycine soja
Lineage: Eukaryota; Viridiplantae; Streptophyta; Magnoliopsida; Fabales; Fabaceae
Product: long chain acyl-CoA synthetase 9, chloroplastic-like
Exons: 5
Coding region: 39-545 (168 amino acids)
Cellular component (GO): endoplasmic reticulum; membrane
Molecular function (GO): long-chain fatty acid-CoA ligase activity
Source: RefSeq, a predicted model, not a curated record